Messenger RNA from Aplosporella prunicola CBS 121167, 630 nucleotides. RefSeq lists its product as uncharacterized. The transcript is spliced from 4 exons. Lineage: Eukaryota; Fungi; Ascomycota; Dothideomycetes; Botryosphaeriales; Aplosporellaceae. The record is from RefSeq and is a predicted model, not a curated record. The annotation marks the transcript as partial.
CGCAACAAGGUCCGGUCGGUAACACACGACGACAUCGGCUUGAAGGUGCUUCACGAAGCACCACCAGAAGCGGUCGAUGUUAUUGACAUCGUCGCAAUUCACGGCAUCGGAGCCCAUCCAGACGAUACCUGGUGUAGAAAUGUCGGCACAGCGGAUAAUCCACGAUGGACGAACUGGCUAGUCGAAGAAAACAUGCUGCGAGCUUUAGCACCAAACUUGCGAAUCAUGCGAUAUGGGUACCAGUCCCAGUGGUUUGGCAAAGACGCGAUGCGGCAGAAAGCUUCGGUAGUGGCACAUCGAUUGCUUCUUGCAUUAAAACGGAAAAGAGUGGAAUUUCCAUACCGCCCACUGAUUUUCAUUGCCCACUGCUUCGGAGGGCUUAUUGUUCUGAAGGCAGCACGAAGUGAAUAUCACGAAGACGAGGUACAGCCGGAUGUCUUAAGAAUAUUAGAGCCGGGGAAUGAGUUUCUUCAGGAAUUAGUCGAUCAGUUCGGAAAGACACGAAAAUUGGCAAACAAGGCUCAGGUUGCUUGCUUCUACGAGCUCAAGUCAAGUAACAUAGGCAAGAUUGUGGGAAAAGAGGAUCGCACAGUGAGUCUCAAAGAAGCCCAGUCGCAUCACAGCUGCUAA